Messenger RNA from Rhagoletis zephyria (snowberry fruit fly), 3842 nucleotides. RefSeq names its product E2F transcription factor 1 (gene E2f1). Gene Ontology annotation, cellular component: RNA polymerase II transcription regulator complex. NCBI's taxonomy places the organism in Eukaryota, Metazoa, Arthropoda, Insecta, Diptera, Tephritidae. Gene Ontology annotation, molecular function: DNA-binding transcription factor activity, RNA polymerase II-specific; RNA polymerase II cis-regulatory region sequence-specific DNA binding; protein dimerization activity. The record is from RefSeq and is a predicted model, not a curated record. Gene Ontology annotation, biological process: regulation of transcription by RNA polymerase II.
AUGUAAUGAAUCUUUAGGUGCUAAUUUAGUAAAUAAGAAAAUUUUAAGUACAAUAAAAAGUUAUCAGCCGCAACAACAACAACAACCACAAUCACAAAGAAAAAACGACGUACAUAUUUCAACGGAAAGGAAGAAGAAGAGUACAUAAGAACGCACUCGAACUAAAAAGUACUAAAUCAAUGAAGAAGCAAAAAGUUUUUUAAUUAGUAAUUAAACAAAUUCAAAGCUCUCUGUCUCGCCACGAACGAAUGACACAGCGAGCGAAGGUGAUUGAAGUAAGCGGAAAUAGUAAGACUAAGCAACAAAGAAAGUGCCAGAGCAAUGCACACAGAGCAACAAAAGAACACGUAAAAAAAGGAGAUUUUGAGCACUGAAUACAAAAAGUAGAAAUCCGAAAGCCGAUAGUAGAAACUAGAAAAAGGAGAAAAAAGAAAACUUAAUUAAGCCAGCAAAGCCAAAAUAAAAGUAAUAUGUAUAAAGAAGCAAAGCAGAAGCAGUGCACAUAAAUUUGGAAAUAAGAAGUGAAUAUCACAUUUAAAAUACAGUAAAACAAAAUAGUCUACAUACAUAUAUUUUUUUAAGUAAAGAGUUUCUAAAACUCAACAAAGCAAAACGAAAGCAGCAAACAACGUACAUAAUACAUUAAAAAAAAAAAAGAAAUAAGUUAAAAGAAAAAAUCUAGUUUAAAAUUAAUGUAUAGCUUUUUGGCGGCAAGCUGCAAGUCCACAAAUCAGCAAGCCAACAAGCUCAGCAGAAGAAACCGCAUAAGCUGGUGCCGCAAUUUGGAGCCUAGAAAGAGAAACACACAUAUACACACAAAACCGCACGUAUUUGUUGUUGCCUCUGUCUUCCAGUCGCGCUGCGCUGAAAGGCAGUAAGACGCCGCGCUCAAACGUCCAAACCCACUGACAAACUGCACAAACAUGCCCAAAUAUUUCAUAGCUACAGCAGCAACAACAACAGCAACAACGUCAGCAACAGGCAGCGCUUACAAUACCAACAAUACCAACAGCAAUAAUGGUACGCCACAAAUGGUUGUCAAGUCAGCGGUGCGGCAACUCUCCUACGACAUGGUUAGCACCAGCGGCGGCACCAGCAGUACGAAGCGCAAUUCAAAUUCGGCAUUUGUGUCAUCAUCAUCGUCUGGCUCGUCAUCACCUGUUUCGAUGCUGAUGCAGGGCAGUGGAAAGACGCCAGUCAUCAGCAGCGCUACAACAGUGCCACUUGCGACGCAUCUGUUGGAUCAUGGCUAUGGUGUAACGCUGAAGCAGGCAUCGUCAACCUCAUCGACGUCAGCGUCGUCCGCAACAACGUCGACGCCAGCGACAGCGGCGGUGACAUCUCACUUCACCGGCAGAUACACGUCCACGCUGGCGAGCCGGAAUAGCGCCGAUUCCACACCACACAUAACGGAGUACUAUAAGCAAGUGAAGCGACGCAACCCCACAUCUGUUGCCGAACAAAGUAGUCAUCCCAAGAAGCAAGCCAAACAUCAGUCAGCGUCCGCCGGUGAUUUUGCGCCCAGCAAUGUGGUGGUGGUUCAACAACAGCCACCGCGCUCACAGCAAUUCCAACAUAAAUCCACCAAGCAACCGGUGUUGGUGCGCACAAGCAGCAGCAGCAGCAGCGGCAACAACAGCAACAACAACCGCUUAGCUAGCUCACAACAUCAAAAUGUGAUGGCAACAGCGGCGGUGGCGUCGACAUUGCAUUUCGCCACACCUUCACCGCAACCACAACGCCCGCCAUCGUCUGCCUCGUCGACUUCAUCGACGUUUGCUUACAAAACGGGCACAACCUCAUCCGCCUCUUCAUUACCCGCCUCGAAACGCACACCCGAAGGUAAUCGUGCCGACACCUCACUCGGCAUAUUGACGAAAAAAUUCGUCGAUUUGCUGCAAGGCUCACCGGACGGUGUCGUAGACCUCAACGAUGCGUCAGCCAAAUUGCUGGUGCAAAAGCGACGCAUCUACGAUAUUACGAAUGUGCUGGAGGGUAUUGGCAUAUUGGAGAAGAAGUCGAAGAACAAUAUUCAAUGGAAAUGUGGCAACUCGCUGGUGAGCUCAGAUCGUACGCGUGACAUGCAGCUAGAGAAUGAAAGACUCGAACAAAAGGAGAAUCAAUUGAAUAUGUUAAUCGAUCAGAUACGUGAGGAGCUCAGUACCGAAAUAUCGAAUAACAAUCAAUUGGCCUAUGUGACGCAUACCGAUUUGAAAAGUGUCGAUCUGUUUAAAGAUCAGAUAAUAAUUGUCAUAAAGGCGCCACCGGAAGCCAAACUUGUGCUACCUGACACACUUUGUCCACGCGAGAUCUACGUUAAAGCCGAGAAUAAUGGCGAAAUUAACGUAUUUCUCUGUCACGACAAUUCACCCGAAAAUUCGCCAACAUUCUCAUCGCCCGCCGCCCCGCCAUAUCGCCAGCAGCCGCAUCAAUUCAACGAUCCACUGUUCAACGAUAUCAGUCGGUUGACACCUAGUCUCGAUGACGAUAAACGUAUGCGUCUAGGUUUACCCCCACUCUCAGCGUCAAAGACGUCCUCAAGCACGUCAACGGGCAAUACAUAUCCCGGCAGUGCAGCAACCGUCGUCGCACGUUCAGCACAACGAAAUCUCAGUAAAUCAAUUGAAGAUGCCGCACGUCAAAUUGCUGCUGGUUCGGCUGAUGGUGGUACUGGUGGUGGUAGUAUCGGCGGUGAUACAACGGAUUAUAAUUCUGAUAUCGCUGGCAAUUACCAUACUCAACAACAGCAUCAGCAAUCGAGCGACUACAAUAUACAGCCCACCUUAACGCGGCCAGUGCUGACGCAAGCGGAAGCCGAACGCAUUUACGAGCAAGAUUUCGAUUGUGAACUGUUCGGCAGACGUAAGCUGGGUGGUGCGUAUGGCGGUGGUAGCGGUAGCGGUAGUCAGCGGCAGCAGCAGCAGCAGCAGCAACAGAAUAGUGAUUAAACAAACCAUACGCUUAAUAGUUGUAGUAACAAUAGGAAGUCAGGUCUUAAAAACGAGGAGGUAUCCAUGGUGAAUAGUGCAAUGGAAGGGCAGGAAGCAGCUGAGGACACAACAUCAGCGACGGCAGCGGGAGCGGCGGCAAACACGUCCACGAUAACAUCGUCGUCGUUGUCCUCGUCCUCAGCUGUAGACGCUGCAGCGAAUAAUAGUCGGCAAAGUGAAAAUAGCGCUGAUGCUGCUGGUACUUCAUUGUCAGCAUCGACGUCAGCGGCGGCGUCGGCGUCAUCGUCAAUGCCAAUAACGCACACACCCUCAAUGUUUGGCGGUGCCGGCAUCGUUGGCAGUCGACAUUGCAGCAGCGAUAGUGGCGGCAUCGGUCGUAUGGACUCGCACUUGGCGCACAUGGGCGAUUCGAAUGGCAGCACAGGCGUCCGGAACGCGCUCAUUUCGAAUUCGCUGAAUCUACUGAGUCCGGGCCCAUUGCCGAACUACUUUGAUGAUCUGCCACCGUUCCUACCCAUUGAACCACCGCUCGAUGUCGACUACAACUUUUCACUGGAUCAAACCGAGGGUCUUAUCGAGUUGUUUAAUGACUUUGCCUAAAAUUUUAAAUAUACAAAUAGUAAUAAAUACAAAAGUAUAAUUAUAAAAAAAAAAUUAUCAAAGGAAAUAGUGUUUUAAGCAAGAAUACAAAUAAAUAAUAAAUUCAAUGUGUAUGUGUAGAGAUAUUCACAACCACCAAUAAAAAAUAUAUAAAAACACAAACUGCAAAAAAUUAAAUAAAUUAACAACUUCUGUAUGCUACUGAAUGGAAAACGAAGUAAUAUUAUUAUAAUUAUUAAAAAUUAUUAUUAAAAAAACUAAUUUAAAAUUUAUAAAUAUAUUCUUUAUAUA